AUUCAUUCAGCUUGUAACAUCAUGAAAACAUUUCUCUUGUUUAUUUUGGUUAUUUUAUCGAUUAGUCGAAUUAUUCGAUGUCAGUGCACGAUCGAUAUAAAAACGGAAUUGAAUCGAACGGCUACUGGAACGGUCAAAGAACCUUUGUUUCUGAAAUAUACUGGAAGCGAAUACAGAUUAAUGCUUCCUGACAGCACUGGUCACUUGAACUUUAGACAAGGUGAAAAUGCCAUGGUGGCAUGCACAUCAGAUCAGAAACCAAACACUUUGACGUUCAACAACAAAACCAGCUCGACAAUAUUUUGCUUAUCAGGAGAUUCUUACAACAUUAACAACAUGAGAUAUAAAGUGUCAGAUUUCAAUGAGUGCAAAUCGUUAAUAACUGGAAACACAAUAAAUCUUAAUAAGAAAUGUGCUGAUCAAGGAAGUAUGAUAACUAUUGGAUUUCAGUUAACUGAAGGUCGAGGUUUCAUUACAUUAAUCGAAAUUUGUUACAACAAGAAAAGAAGUUCGUCCAUUUAUGCCAAGCAUAUAGUUCAAGGAAAAAUCAUUAAAAAUAAAAUGAUUACAAACACUCGUCCAUCAUUGUUUAAGAAAACGGAAGUUCCAACCAAAGUUAAUCCACAAAAAUCUUUUACAAAAUCAAAUCAACUGAAAAGAUUUCAACAAAUUUUCGGUGACCUUGAAACAGCGCAAGAAUUCAUAAAUAAAACUUAUUUAGCUCGAGGUCAUCUUGCUCCUGAUGCUGAUUUCAUUUUUGCUUCGUGGCAGUCUUCUACUUAUUAUUACAUUAAUACUGUGCCACAAUGGCAAUCAAUCAAUAAUGGGAAUUGGAAACACAUUGAAAGUGCCAUCAGAUCCAAAGCAAAUCAACUCAAGGCUGACCUAGAAAUUUAUACUGGAGGAUUUGAUGUGUUGAAGUUGAAGAACAAAAAGAUUUCAAUGGAAAAUGAUGGACUUGACGUUCCAAAGUGGUCAUGGAAAAUUGUUAAGCUUCCAUUUGAAAAUUUAGGAAUAGCUUUCUUGACACUCAACAACCCAUUUGCAUUGUCAUCGCCCAAUGCUUUAUGUCAAGAUGUUUGUAAUGAAUCAGGAUGGAACUGGAAAGAGAGAAAAUCGAUAUCAAAAGGUUGGACGAUAUGUUGCCGAGUGUCAGAUCUGAUGAGAGUUAUACUCGAUGUACCUGAAGAAGCUUGGUCAGAAAAUAUUUUAAGAUACAAUAAUUAAUAAAGAAAACUUUAUUAAAAGUUAAAAAUUUUAAUAUUGAUGAAUAUUAAUAAAAUAAUUAAAGUUUCGCUUUAAAGAAGUUUGGAUCAGUCAACAUUUCAGAAGGGAAAUCAUCUUGCAUCAUGGGAUGUGCUUUUCUAAAUGCUGGAUGACUAUGCAAAUGUCUAUCAAUGCGAAGAAUGAUUGGAUAAGAUUUUAAAUCAACAUGAAAACUGUGUGUACAAAAGUUAAUUAAAAUAAUAAAGUUUUAUAAGAAAUGAAAA
Molecule: messenger RNA, 1490 nt
Organism: Clunio marinus
Lineage: Eukaryota; Metazoa; Arthropoda; Insecta; Diptera; Chironomidae
Source: the annotation of a GenBank genome assembly